GGGACCCGCCGGCUGAAGAUGGCGGCGCCGCAGUGCCGGACACGCACGAUGCCGGCCUCCGCCAUAGCGGCGCUCCGCCCCGCCGCCCCGCUCUCUAUGGUCACACCGAGCGGCGCUCUAGCCCGGCCCCCCGCGGCUCCGUGAACGGCGUUACUGCGGGGGCGGCGCUGGGCCCGGCGCUGGGCGGCAGGAUGAGCACCCGGCAGGUCACCUGCAGGUACUACAUGCAAGGAGUGUGUCGGGAGGGAAACAAGUGUCUGUUCUCGCAUGAUUUGGCUACAAGCAAAUCCUCCACCAUCUGCAAGUAUUACCAGAAGGGACAGUGCGCCUACGGAACGCGCUGCAGGUACGAUCACAUCAGGCACCCACCGUCGGGGGGAGCGGCCCCCGCGCCACCUCCGCUGUCCUCGGCCGCGCCACACAGCCACCGGCCCCCUCCCGAGCACGGCGCCCCCGUCACCCGCAGCAAACUGCACGAGACGGGCAAGCGGGAGAAGAAAACGCUGGUGCUGAGGGACAGAAACCUGUGCGGCUCCAACGAAGAAAAGCAGAAGCCCAUUGCUACGGGUGAUGUGGUCUAUUGCAGCGACCAAAACGAGAAUCUGGAAAUGAAGCCCCACUCGUAUUUGGAAGCGAUUUGCAGCGGGCUGGAAGAGCCGGUCGCUGGUGGCUCCGGCGCCGAGGGAGAGCAGCUGUGUCCCUACGCUGCGGCGGGCGCCUGCCACUUCGGGGAUCGCUGCCUCUACCUGCACGGCGACGUCUGCGAGAUCUGCGGCUUGCAAGUCCUUCACCCUUUCGACCAAGAACAGAGGAAGGCUCACGAGAUGAUGUGCAUGGCGACGUUUGAGCACGACAUGGAGAAGGCCUUUGCAUUUCAGGCCAGUCAGGACAAGGUGUGCAGCAUCUGCAUGGAAGUGGUGUAUGAGAAACCAUCGGCCUCCGAGAGGAGGUUUGGGAUCCUCUCCAACUGCAACCACACGUACUGCCUGUCCUGCAUCCGGCAGUGGAGAUGCGCCAAGCAGUUCGAGAAUCCCAUCAUCAAGUCUUGCCCGGAGUGCCGUGUGAUAUCCGAGUUCGUCAUUCCCAGCGCGUAUUGGGUGGAAGACCAGGAGAAGAAAAACGAGCUGAUCGAAGCGUUUAAGCAAGGAGUUGGGAAGAAACCCUGCAAGUACUUUGAGCAAGGGAAAGGAACUUGCCCGUUUGGCGGAAAGUGUCUUUACCUUCACGCGUAUCCAGACGGGACGCGAGCUGAACCCGAAAAACCGCGCAAACAGCUCAGCUCCGAGGGGACCGUGCGGUUCUUCAAUUCGGUUCGCCUGUGGGACUUCAUUGAAGACAGAGAAAGCAGGACUGUGGCCAGCACAGACGAUGACGUUACGGAACUCGGAGAACUGUUCAUGCACCUUUCCGGGCCCGACGAGGAUUCUGCCACCUCGCAAUAAAGCGAACGCAAGGUGCUGCUCUUCGUUUAGCGCUGCUUCUCCUUUCUGCAGCACCCUGGAACGAGUGUGCCCUGUGGUUUACUUGUGCAGUCCCGGUAACGUUUUCGGAUGGUUUUUUGUAUGGCAACAAAAAUACUAAAAUAUAUUUAAAAAGUGAAAUUGAUUGCAUGGAAACAAAUCCCUUAAUCCCAAGGGGCUUUUCUCCCUCUUGGACGUAACAGCUUCUGUCUUGUGAGUUGAGUGGUGGUUUAAAUACAGCUCCUCUCUUACCAUUUAAAGCUUAAGCUGUUAAAAACUGUUGCUAAAAAUCUAUUUUGGGUGCUUUUUUCACUAAAUGUCUAUCUACAAAACCCACUGGAAAUGAUGGUCAGUGUAGCUUUUUCUUCCUUAAAAAGGAGCUUUAAGAACUAGUACGUUUAUACCUCAACCAAAGUAGUACCUGGAGGUCACAAUCAUGUUUGGGGAGCGGGUUCCCGUCCUUGGGUUAAAAAUAAUCUUGGUUUAAAAUAAUUAGAGCGUAUAGUGGCAGGAGGAGUCUCAGAGCACCUCCUGGAAGGCAAACACCACUAUACUGAUGAAUAGAUUCGGGCAGAGCAGCCACAACAUCCACCCGAAUUAAACCCACAGUGCCAACUGGAACCUGGAAACUGUAAGAGAGUCGUUACUGUCAGCGUUCAUUGCAACAGUAAUAGUUAGAUUUUUGUUCAAUUUAAUUAGUGCAAAUAUAUUUGACUGGAAGGGAAACGUUGAUUCAGUUAAUGCAAAUGAAGUAAAUGAUUUUCUGGUCUUAUGUCAGUGAUGUUACGCACAGCAGCACUGGUGACACUGCCCGCAGUGUCCUGGGAGGGACAGCAGCACAGCCCCAAUUGCUGUUAACGCAAUUAACGCACAUCUCUGCUGAAGUAACGGAAUUACAAUCAUUAAAUAACGUGGGUUGGAGAACACCCUUAAGAUCAUUAAUCCAACCAUAAAAUCGUUACUGAAUUUUACUUUUGUCAAAAAUUUAGUUCAUGUUUGUGUUGCAAAAGCAAUUUGUGGAAGUUGAGCCAAGAAGUUAAUUCUGCUAAGUCAUUUGUCGUUAACUUCGCGGUUAAAUUCAGUCUGGCCACGACUGAAAUGGUGACUGUGUGAUACAGCAUUAAAACACUUAUAUUUAAGUUUUCUCAAGCACAUUCAUACAAUUUUAAAGUAAGUAGUGGGGCAAUUUAUCCCAUGGCUGGAGGAGACUGUGUACCCGAGAGGCUGCUUAAGCACUCCAGAAAGAUUCAGUGGUGAGACUGCGGGAAUUAUUUGUGUUGUGAAGUCUAUUUAGAGACACUUGUGCAAAAACACCAGGGCGCUGCUCCGCUGGGGAAAACAGCAUCUGCGUCACCGUCAUAACGCAAACAGCGGGACCCUUCACCUCAAACCACCUGAAACAGCAGCAAGUUAGUGACACGAGGAUUAUCCGCCUGGGUUGGAGUUUCUGGGUCAACCCUGGAGCUGAGCAAUGUCCUGGAUGGAAAUACUGCAUGUCUGUAAGGGUGAGGACCUCGGCAGCUGCUGUUUAAAACCGCCACGUGACAGCACCAGGAAAGUCUUAACGCAGGAAGCCAUUAGUGUAAUUCUUCAGCGCUAAUUACAAAGGUGAAGGAAAAUACCGUAGCGCAAGGAGAGGUGGAGAACUUGCUGUAAGGUGAAGGUUCACCAGCUCUUUGUAUCCCCAAGCCCCUGGACAGCCCUUUGCCUCCCACUGAAGUUUGUUUCUAGCUGCUCUUGCACAUUUUUUCCAGAGAGAAAUAUUUUUAGUAAUAAAAUAUACCUAAAAAAAGUCAAUGGAGAGGAUGUUCUUUACCUUAAACAAGACAUUCCCGAUUUACUUUGCCCCAAGAAGUUCUAACCAGGCAACAAUAGCCUGAAAUAAAAAAAACACUUGUUUUCAAAACUAUCCAGGGACAACAUAAAGAGGAGUUUGAAUUUAAGGGCAGUACGACUUAGAAACUUAAAUACUUCACUUAGAAGCUUUCAUCUAUUUUGACGUCAAAUGCUGGUCAAAAUAAGCCUAUUUAUCAACAAUAUUUUAAUUUUUUCAAGUGACACAUGGUCAGUUUUAAAAAAUGAGGCAUUAAGAGUUUCUUUUAGGAAAUCAGAGCUAAAGCAGUUGACCAUUUCUCUUUUGUUCUCCCUUUCUUCAUCUGUUUCUUAUUGAAAUGAAGGUAAAAUGAGAGAUAAAUGACGUACCCUGACACAUAAGGACAGAAUCCCAGGCUCUUGCUUCAGGAGUGGAACCUUGGCUUCCAUCCUUGCCCUAAGGAUCAUAUUUAAACAGAAGGACAUUGGAGAAACUGAUUCUUCGAUUAAAUCUAUUGAUCAGUCACCUGUAUUUGUCAUCCGUGGAGUUCAGCCAAGACAAAACACUCCUACCUAAGGAAACAGGUUCACAGAAGAUAAAACACCGAGAUGGUUCAGUUAAGUUCCUUGAUGGUCCAUCAGUAGAUGCUGCUGAACAAUCACUACUGUAAAAUAAAAAACAUAUUGUAAAGAAUGUGAUGGGGAACCUCUGGGUUAUCAUAUCAAGUGUGUUUUUACUUGAGCUGCUAUUAUCUAUCCCAGUGAUGUUUUAAAAUCUAUUCAGAAUGUCGUUUUCUGAGGUUUUCAAAGCCAGAUGUACAUGUUAGAAAAAUGGAUGACUGCAUUAAAUGAUGACAUUGAAUCUUA
Messenger RNA from Columba livia (rock pigeon), 4139 nucleotides. RefSeq names its product makorin ring finger protein 2 (gene MKRN2). NCBI's taxonomy places the organism in Eukaryota, Metazoa, Chordata, Aves, Columbiformes, Columbidae. The transcript is spliced from 8 exons. The record is from RefSeq and is a predicted model, not a curated record. Gene Ontology annotation, molecular function: ubiquitin protein ligase activity; metal ion binding. Gene Ontology annotation, biological process: protein polyubiquitination. Bases 192 to 1442 code for a protein of 416 amino acids.